Cinara cedri is the source of this 354-nucleotide messenger RNA. Lineage: Eukaryota; Metazoa; Arthropoda; Insecta; Hemiptera; Aphididae. The record is from the annotation of a GenBank genome assembly.
AUGUUUUUUUGGUUUGAUCGUGAUAAUCGCAGUACUAAACUUCCAAAAGUCCGACCUAAAUCGAAUAAUAAACAUUUAUCCAAUGGUAAUCAUCCAAAACAUGUUACAUUUUCUGAAAAAAAUCAAACUGUUUAUCCAAAAUAUUCACCAUUGCCAGCAAUCAAUUCAAAAUAUCCACACAAAAAGCUGGAAAGACAAAGAACGUAUGUAGUUACAAAUCCAGUAUUUGUAAAACCAAUAAAACCACCAAAACAACGGAAGAAACCAAUGACGUUCAAGGAUUUCAAAAAGAAUUUAAACAAAAAAAAUAAAACUAAUACCGAUGAAAGUGGAUUGAUUUGGGUCGAUUUAUAA